AUGGAUCUGGUGUCUCGAUAUAGACGCCUUGUUCCAGGCCACAAACGUCACGCCAAGAUUCAGAUGACCGAGAAGAAGUGGCUUGCCCGAUCCAUCUUCCUUGAGAGUGUUGCCGGUGUCCCAGGCACGGUGGGCGGUAUGUUAAGGCGUAUGAGAAGCUUGGGGCCUUUGAAGAGGAUAAUGACUGCUGGCCAAGACUGGCUUAUGCAAUUACUUGUCCUCGGGGCACAAGGUGUCUUCUUCAACGGCUUCUUCCUCUCAUAUCCCAUAUCGCCACAGACCUGUCAUCGAUUCGUUGGCUACCUUGAAGAAGAGGCGGCUCUUACCUACAGCCGUGCAAUCGAGAAUCUCGAGGCGGGUAAGCUACCUCAAUGGGAGAAGUUGUUAGCUCCUGAGAUCGCCGUGUAUUGUUGGAAAAUACCGGAGGGAAACAGAACUAUGGAAGAUCUCCUACUGUAUAUCUGCGUGGAUGAAGCCAAUCAUACCCUGGGGAACCUCAACCAGGAAUUUAGAUCCCAAUUUGUACGCGGCCAAGUAUAA
Molecule: messenger RNA, 540 nt
Organism: Aspergillus novofumigatus IBT 16806
Lineage: Eukaryota; Fungi; Ascomycota; Eurotiomycetes; Eurotiales; Aspergillaceae
Product: alternative oxidase
Exons: 2
Coding region: 1-540 (179 amino acids)
Biological process (GO): alternative respiration
Cellular component (GO): mitochondrion
Molecular function (GO): alternative oxidase activity
Source: RefSeq, a predicted model, not a curated record